UUGUCACGCUGAGGUCAAGUUGAUUUUUGUUUCAGAAGGAAUUAAUGGAAUGUAGAUCAUUUAACGCGUGUUGGUAGCGUAUAACUAUUAAUGACCAUGGCCAGCUUUACGAAGGCAGCACAGCAAUGGGCCACUUUUUGCAGAUCUUGGUAUGUGAUUGAUGCUACAAUGCAGCCCCCAGGAAAAAUUGCUUCCAUUUGUUCAGUGCAUCUGCAAGGAAAACAUAAGCCUAUAUAUCAUGCACUAAGUGACUGUGGAGACCAUGUUGUUGUACUAAACACAAAACACAUUGCAUUUUCAGGAAAUAAGUGGGAACAAAAAGUAUACUCUUCUCACACUGGUUAUCCUGGUGGAUUUAAACAAGUAACAGCUGCACAGCUUCAUUUAAAGGAUCCAACAGCGAUCAUCAAACUUGCUGUCUAUGGUAUGCUUCCUCGCAACUUACUAAGAAGAACCAUGAUGCAGAGAUUACAUAUAUUUCCCGAUGAUAACAUUCCAGAGGAUAUUAUCAAGAACAUAACAGAAGAACUUCCUCAGCCCAGAAUAGUACCUAAGAGAUUAAAUGAGUAUACCCAAGAAGAGAAAGAAUCCUUUCCUAGACUAUGGACAAUGCCUGAAGACUACAGAAUUAAGUAACAGUCAAAACAUAUAGUGUGGGUUGUUUAUUCUGUGAAAAGUAUUUGUAUCUUAUACAUGUUUCUGCUUAAUUUUCUAUUUGAUGUUUUUAAAUAACCCAAACCCUUGUAAACCUUGUCAUGCAUUUUAGGAGGAAUAAACACUUUGCUGCCUGUAACAUUUAAGUAUCUUACAUUUGUUAACACAAUAAGUUGUUUCUGGAGCUUUUGGAUCCCUUGUCACAAGAUUUGGUUAUCCUUAUAUUGUAAUGUGAAUUCAGAAACACAAAUUAUCAGUUACCUGGUCUUUUGUGAAUAUUUUAUGAACGUCAUGGUUCUCAAAUGGCAUUGCCAUGUAUACACUUUGUAAUAAGUUGCAUGUGAAAUGUGAAUAUACUGUUCAUUCUAAAUGUUAUAAAGACAGUGUGCUUGUCUGUCUUAAUGUAUGUUGCAGUAAAUUAGAUUAGAUUAAAAUUUAUUAAUCCCA
Messenger RNA from Polypterus senegalus (gray bichir), 1101 nucleotides. It is a transcript of the gene mrpl13, whose product is annotated as mitochondrial ribosomal protein L13. Gene Ontology annotation, biological process: translation; negative regulation of translation. Bases 91 to 636 code for a protein of 181 amino acids. Lineage: Eukaryota; Metazoa; Chordata; Cladistia; Polypteriformes; Polypteridae. Gene Ontology annotation, cellular component: mitochondrial large ribosomal subunit; ribosome. The transcript is spliced from 7 exons. The record is from RefSeq and is a predicted model, not a curated record. Gene Ontology annotation, molecular function: mRNA binding; structural constituent of ribosome.